Meloidogyne enterolobii is the source of this 1207-nucleotide messenger RNA. NCBI's taxonomy places the organism in Eukaryota, Metazoa, Nematoda, Chromadorea, Rhabditida, Meloidogynidae. The record is from the annotation of a GenBank genome assembly.
CGAUUUUAACUUUAUUUCUUUGAUUUCUUUUUCAAUUAAUUUUUAUUUUUUUAGAUUUAUUAAACAAAAUGUAAAAAUUCUAAAAAUGCGGCAUUUAAACCGCACACUUUCUUGCCUAAUUUCAACAAUAAUUUUAAUAUUUUUUAUAAUUUAUUUAAUUUAUUCUGCAUGGACAACUACAAAAUUUAAUUUUGUUUUUAAUGGAACUCCUUCUUUGCGGUUUUCUUAUGCUUUAAGCCAACCUUUAGUAAAUAAAGUGAAUGAAGAUAAUUUACAAAAAAAUUCUUUGAUUGUUUCUUUUGAUCAAAUUAACCAGGAUUUUGCUAAAUUUAGUUUUAAAUUUUCUGGAGAAGAUGUUCUCAUCUUUCUACACAUUCAAAAAACUGCUGGCACCUCUUUUGAGCGAUUUCUCGUUCGUAGUAAAUUAAAUAUUAGCAAUCCUUGUAUUUGUGAAGAAGGGCAGAAACGUUGUGAUUGUGAAAUUAUUGACAAGUUUGGAAAGAAGAGAAUUUGGUUAUUUUCUCGUUAUUCUACUGGUUGGGUGGAUUGGGCUUGUGGAUUACAUGCAGAUUUUACAAAAUUGGUAGUUGCUAAUUGUGUUGAUUAUUAUUUUAAAAUUAAAGAAGGUCAAUCAAAAAAUCGUUUUUAUUUGACAACAUUUAUUAGAGAACCGAUAGAUCGCUUCAUUUCAGAAUUUAGUCAUGUAAAACGCGGGGCAAGAUGGAAAAGAGUUCAACAUUUUUGUAAUAAUAUGUCAGAAUGUUUACAAUUUGAUUUGGUAAAAGAAGUUGAAUUGGAUGAAUUUUUGAAUUGUCCACACAAUUUGGCAUUUAAUAGACAAACUCGAAUGCUUGCAGAUUUAACUUUAAUUGGUUGUGAUAAUUUAAUAUUUUCUGAUACCCCUACAUCACAUUUUGGUCGAUUAAUGUUAGAAAGUGCUAAGAAAAAUCUUCAAAAUAAAUUUGCAUUUUUUGGAAUAAAGGAACGAAUGAAUGAAAGCCAAAUACUUUUUGAGAAUAUUUUUAAUGUCAAAUUUUCCGACUCACUUUCAAAUUGGAAUUUAAGUAAAUCCUCUGAUAUAUUUGUCAGUGCUGAUCAACUUGCCCAAAUUAAGCAAAAAAAUCAGUUGGAUUUGGAGCUAUACUCGUUUGCUAAUAAAUUAUUUAAUAAAAGAAUUGAAGAAUUUAAAAUUAGAGGAAGGCUCUAA